GGGGAGCCGCUGCGGCUCUACUGCGUGCAGGACCGGCGCGCCGUGUGCGUCGUGUGCCACCUGUCCCGCGAGCACCGCACGCACACCGUGCUGCCCGCCGAGGAGGCCGCGCACGCUGCCGAGGAGGUGCCCCAGGAGCAUUUGAGCUCCCUAAGGAAAAGCCGUGAGGAAGCCAAGGCCGAGCGGGAGAGGCAGAGCGAGGAGCUGCUGAAGCAAACUGAGGUGGAGAGGCAGAAGAUUGUGGCCGAGUGCAAAGAGCUCCGGAGUUUCCUGGAGGAGAAGGAGCAAUUCCUGUUGUCCCGCCUGGAAGAGCUCGACAAGGGUAUUGUCAAGCGGAGAGAUGAGAGCGUAUCCCGCCUUUCCGAAGAGAUUUCCCAGCUUGAUAAGCUGCUGGGAGAGCGGGGAGGAGAAAACGGCCCCGGAAACCAGUCCGGGCAGGGUGUUGCCACUGCUGGAAGCAGCUUUGAGAGCUGGAUGUUCUGCAAACCGGAGCCCGGAUUCACGGAGCUGGAGAAGAAACUCAAGAGCUUUUCCCAGAAAAGUGCCGUGCUGAAGGAAGUCCUGCUGGAGUUCAAGGAGAAUCUCCGGUUUGAAUUGGAGAACGACACGGGUGACCUCUCUCUGGAUCCGGACACAGCCAACCCCUACUUGGUGCUGUCGGAGGACAAGCGGAGCGUGCGGCUCCGGAGCGCCCCGCAGGAGCUCCCGGCGCAUCCCAAACGCUUCGACUUUUCCUUCUGCGUCCUGGCGGCCGAGGGCUUCCUGGCCGGGAGACACUACUGGGAGGUGGAGGUGGGUGACGGGGACAGCUGGGUGCUGGGGGCGGCGCGCGAGUCCGUGCGCCGCAAGGAGAAGAUCGACUUCGCUCCGGAGGAAGGGAUCUGGGCGGUGGGGCUCAACUGGAAGGGCAAAAACUGGGAUCAGUACCAGGCGUUCACGUCGCCGGAGACGCCGCUCUCCCUGUGCGAGAGGCCCCGGAAAAUCGGGAUCUACCUGGACUACGAGGGCGGCUGGGUGGCGUUUUACAACGCGGACACCAUGGCCCCCAUCUUCACCUUCACGGCCGCCUUCUCCGAGAGGAUUUUCCCCUUCUUCUGGCUCUUCUACGUGGGCUCCUCGCUCUCCCUGUGCAAUGAGCAAUGGAUCCGAAACCUGGAUCCAGGCUGUUGCGGAGCUCCGGAUUCUCUCAACUCGCAGGUUUCUAGUGAGCCCUAG
Messenger RNA from Tinamus guttatus (white-throated tinamou), 1215 nucleotides. NCBI's taxonomy places the organism in Eukaryota, Metazoa, Chordata, Aves, Tinamiformes, Tinamidae. The record is from RefSeq and is a predicted model, not a curated record.